UGAGUCCUUGAUAUAGCAGCAUUUCUCCGUUGAGUAGCCUAUCGUCAACAUAAAAACAUGGCUCCAAAAUUAUACAAAAUGAAUCUUAGUCCGCCAGUAAGGGCUGUAUUAUUGUGUUCAAAGAUUGCAAAUAUAGAUCUGGAGUUAAUUGAUGUGAAUUUAAUGGCAGGAGAACAAAUGACACAGGAUUAUUUAAAGUUAAACCCUCAACAUACCGUACCACUUUUAGAUGAUGACGGAUUCAUUUUAGCCGAUAGUCAUGCUAUUAUGCAGUACCUUAUUGAAACAUAUGCUGAAGAUUCGCCUUUACUUCCAAAAGAUAUAAAAUCGAGAGCUACUCUCAACCAUAGACUACAUUUUGACACUGGCAUUCUCUUCGCAAGGGGGCUCGCAAUAACAAAAUUAAUAAUAUUUGAAUCAGUCAAAGAAGUCCCCGAAAAAUAUAUAGCUUUAUUAGAUGAGGCUAUUGGAAUAGUAGAAAAAUUUCUAACCCAAAACGAAUGGAUAGCUGGCGACCAAAUGACCAUCGCUGAUCUUAGCUGUGUUACCAACGUUACAACUUUUUCAUACUUUAUUCCAAUCACAGAAGAAAGGUUUCCAAAAAUAUCAGCAUGGAUCAAAAGAUUUGAGGAUGUGCCCCAUUUUAAAGAAAUUAACGAAGGAGUUAACGAUUAUAUUAAUGUUAUUGAAGCAGCCAUGAAUCGUGAUUAGUGAUAUUAAAAACGAUAACAUUCUUUUUCUAAAUGUGUAUCUGCACCAAAGCAACUUACUUCAACUUUUGUGUUUUACAAUGUUGAAGUAGGUUGAAUUAAGUUUCACAUUUUUGUAACAAAGUAUCUAUACCCAAGCAACUUUGUUGUUCCAAUGUUGGAGUUUGUUGCACGUAUUUGCGGCUAGAUGUAUCAUCAUGUAUCCACUGAAGCAACAGUUGUUUAUAAUGAGCGACGAAAGAGGCACCUGCUCCGGAUUUCUUCAUAGCCUUGUAUUUUUUCCUUUCUCCGUAGAACUGGGCUCACAAAUUUGUUAUUUUUGGUUUUGCCUCUUCUAUAAUUUCACAGUUUAGACUGCUACAAAUAUUGUACCUGGCAUCAUAUUUACCUUCUCUGCAUUUAUAAUUUUUGUCAGUUGCAUUCCAAAGAUAUAUAUAUCCUGUUUAUAAUUAUCUCUUAAAAUAAUACAGGCUUCUACAGUCCCUUUUAACACCAUUUUAUUAACCAAAUUCAGAAAACAAAACAAACAGUUCGAAACUUAUGUUAACAUUUGUAGCUGUUGCGCUAUGUUGCAAGAUUUUCUUUUAUCUUUACCGCCGAAGAUGGAAACACGCAACAGACUCCAACUGCGACAUAAACAUACUGCUUCACAACAACAGCCAACUUUUAUGUUGUUAUCGCAGUAAGUUGCGGUAUGUUGCUUUGGUGGAGACAAAACUUAAGAAUAUAUUAAGUGUUUAUCUCAGUGAUUCAAAAACAAAAUAAUUUUCCAUAGCAUGUGAGCACAUACAGUUGUUCCAACAGAUCUUAGUACAAACGUAAUUAUUGAUUUGCAAAAAAUUUAAAUCAAAACAUUAAGUGUAACGUUUAUCUUCAUUCAUACGUCUACCGUUUGAAAGAUGCAAAUCUCACUGUCAAUUUUGAGAAAUGCUAGUUUUGCAGAUCUUCAUUGCAAUUUCUUGGAUUUGUAGUAGAUAAUCAAGGGUUAAGAACUGAUCCUGGUAAGGUCCAGUCUAUUUUGGAAUAUCAUGUACCCACAAAUACAACCCAGAUACGUAGGUUGAUUGGCUGAAUUGGUUAUUACCGUAGGUUUUUAAACAAUUUUGCUACUAUUUGCAGUCCCAUUUCUGACUUAUUGAAAGGCAGAAAGAAAGGUCAACCCAUUACUUGGACUCCUGAAGCUGAUGAAACUUUCCAUAAAAUUAAACAGGUUCUUACAACAGCUCCUGUUCUUGCAAGUCCUGAUUUUUCCAAGCAUUUCUAUCUUGCUUGUGAUGCAAGUGACACUGGUGUGUGUGGUGUUUAAUUUCAAAAGGAUGAUGAAUUAGAACAUCCUAUUGCUUACUUCAGCAAAACUUUAACUAGAGCUUAGCGAAAGUACACAACUACUGAGAAAGAAUUGUUAGCAAUUUUGCUUUCAAUUGAAAAAUUUAGAUGCUAUAUUGAUGGUAGUGAUAACUUUACUGUGAUUACAGAUCACGAGAUCACUCAUCAUUGCAGUGGUUAUACAGCAUGAAGAAUCCUUCUCCUAGAAUUGCUAGAUGGAUAAUGAAACUGUCUUGUCACAAAUUUAUUGUAGUAGCUGAUUCACUUUCAAGAAUUCCUGAAGCAUCUCUGUUGAAUCAAGUUUCUCUGUUGAAUUUGUCUGAUUUAAAAACAGAUGCUUGGUAUCUUGGUAAAAGUUACAGAUAAUAGUGAUUUAUAUCCUGCCUUUAAGGUUCAAGAUAAUGUUCUUUACAAACAUGUUUUUUCUAAAUUUAAAUUUUCUGAUUCUACUCCAGAAUGGAAAAUUUUUGUUCCUGCUCCACAUAAGAAGGAAAUAAUUUUGCAUAUGUAUCAUGAUGAUCCUACAGCUGCUCAUUUAGGUGUCUUUAAAACCCUUUCUAGGAUUUCAGAACUUUAUUACUGGCCUAAAAUGAGACCUUUUGUUGUGAACUAUGUUCAUAAAUAAUAUCGUGAUAUUAAUUUUCCUUUUCAAUUUUUAUUUGCUGAUUUACUUAGUCCGUAUCCUACAUCUAAAAGUGUAAAUCGCUUUCUUUUAGUUGUUGUUGACUGAUUUACAAAGUUUAUGUUUGUACAUCCUUUGGCUAAUGCUACCGGGAUAAUAACCAUAGAAAUGGCUGUUAUCCCGGUAAAAUGGCUGUUAUCCCGGUAGACGUAUCUUAUAAAGUUAUUUUAUUGAAAUCUAUUUUUUCACUAUUGCGGAGAUUAAUGGACUCAACAUUAAAGCUUGAACAUCAUACCGGCUAUUACUAAUAUAAAGAUAAAUAUAGAAAUGUAAUAAAUAAAUAAAAAAAACAAAAAUUAAAACAGUCAUCUCGAAAAUAAACAAAUAAGUUUCCAUUCGACAGGACAAUAGCCAGAUUCAUGUAGUUUACUGAUAUUAUUAUAUAGGUUGAAACAUAUUAUUUGUCACAUUAGUUUAAAAAUAAAUAAUUACCCGCAGUAAUAAAAAAAGAAGGCAACAGUUAGUAGUUAUAACAAUUAUGAAUUUUGCCAUACUGGUUUCUGUGAGUAAAAAAAGAGACCUAGUAUAAAAAGUAUUUAGUAAAGAAUGUCACCAUGUGUAAAGAUCUGUUGGAACAACUAUACCUACACACGGCAUAUGAAUACAAUGUAUAGAAUGUAGGAUUUUGAAGUGUUCAUUAUUAUGUAUUAUUUUUAAUAUGAAUUAAAAAUUACAAAAUACAGGUUUAUGUAAAAA
Messenger RNA from Diabrotica virgifera virgifera (western corn rootworm), 3414 nucleotides. Its product is annotated as glutathione S-transferase 1-like. The transcript has 3 exons. Gene Ontology annotation, molecular function: glutathione transferase activity. The coding region runs from base 58 to 711 and encodes 217 amino acids. Gene Ontology annotation, biological process: glutathione metabolic process. Lineage: Eukaryota; Metazoa; Arthropoda; Insecta; Coleoptera; Chrysomelidae. The record is from RefSeq and is a predicted model, not a curated record.